GGGUGAAUUACAGGUGAAAAUGUUGAGUGUCGUACGGGACAUUUCUGAGUGCCGUACGACACACAUCAUUUUCACCUUUGAUUCACCCAUAAUCAAUUGUCUUUUGUUGGUUAUCAGUUUUCCACAUGACUACCCACUAUAACUUUAUCAUUGGCAAAAAAAUAAAAUGUAUUGCUCAAGCCGUCUGCUAAGAGACUAGAAAUUGUAGAAAUGUCCCGUACGACACGUAUGGAAUCGCCCAGGAGGGCAUUUAGAUUCAUCAUGUUCAUAUUCCGUCGCGUAAUAUCAGUUGUUUUAUUGAGAGUAUUAUAUCAAAAACCCUUGAUAUAUUCAUGUUUUAGCUCCGCCUCAUACUGGGACAAAGAAACAACCGAAAGAAGGCCGAAUGCUUCCUAAUGACGUUCAUUCAGUCAUCAUCGAUCUUUUGGUAGCAAAAUAGAAGAGGGAGAGCAUGGAGAGAGUCACCUCUUUACGUCGAGACUGUUGUUAAGCUAGCGACUAAAUUCUCCUAAUUGUUUGCGCUGAUCAGUGAAAGCGAAACACACCAAGCCUGUAAUCCGAAGACACUUGAAGUAAGAGGUGCGUGAUUGUACCUCCAUGGAUUGAUCGAGACUCUUCUUCGAAGGACCCGAGCAAAAAGAUCAAGGAUUGGCCCUUAAAUGCUCAUCUUCAAUCGACUCGUUUCGAAGAGGAGGUGCUCAAAAUCAAGUUUCUUUAUGGACAUCACUAACUAAUAUAGAAAUUUGGGCACCUUAUGUAUAUCUUUUUAAAGAUCUGUUUAUGAAAAUGGAUAAUAGACCUACCUGAACGAAUAGUUGGAUGUUUUUUGAAAGGCAACGCACACGUAGAAGAGAACAAGUACUUUAUUAUGCUUUCAGCUCUGGCUAAGGAAUCCUUAUCUAAAAUGGGUUUCAAAGAAAGACGAGUUAUUCUCCAUCAGGAAGUGUCCGAGCUUCGAUCAGAUCUCGAUAACAUUAAAGACGCUCAUCAUCUUGUCAGAAAGGAAAUCAAAGGUAUUCGACGAGCCAUGAAGCUACUCAUUGCAUCUUAUCGUCAGCAAAACCCCGAGGGAAAUAGCAAACCAAAUAGAAAAUUAACCGAACACAAUCCAAUGAUACGACUUCCAACCGAGUACUCGAGAAAUAUCGAUAUGGAAUCGAUAUGUGGUGAACUACCGAUACUGGAGCCUCUUUCGGAUGACGACAUUCUAUUUGGCGAACACCAAGAUGUGGAAUUAGAUCUAGAUGAACACGUUGGGAUUUCAUCGUUCCAGCGACGACAAAGCAUACAGUUUGGAUCACCAUCUCCACCGGAAAAUUUUCUUAUAAGACGAACUAGCCCAACUCGCGCCUCGAUUCAAUUCGGGUCGGAUUUCGGCAUCGUUUCGCCUGGAUUUAUGACGCCCGAAGACAGCCGACCGCCACGGCUUGCCAGUAUGGCAGAGGACGAACCGGAUCAAACCGAUUACACGACCUCCGAACGCGACACACCGGAUAGUAUCGUUACGAGUGAAGAUUCGACUAGUCUACCAAAUUCGAAUGAGUACUAUCAUCCGUCACCACGGCAGCAUUGUGACCGAUCACGAUAUCUGAUGAGACGGAGCACUAUGGACAUGAUCGAUGCAGACUCCCUGGGAUGGAGCACCAAACGGGACUGGGAAGAAAAGCAAUUUAUCAUAGAAUCGAUACAACAGGGAAGACUCGGACGGAAGAGACCACCACUUCGUCGUCAAAACACUCAACCGAAUCUCAUAGGGCAUGUAGGAGGACGCGUGGUGAACUCCUCAGUGACUUCAAGGAGGGGUUCUUCAGUCCCUUCAUCGGCGUUAGAUGGCAGAGGUUCAAAGCCGUUACAGAUUCAGGCACUAUCGGGACACAUGUCACCGACGUCUCCGCGAUCGCCGACCUUACCGCGUCAGGGACUCAUCGGGUCGCCACUUACCACUCGUAGGGCAUCUGCAGCAGCAGCAGCUGCAGCGGCAUUGACAAAACACCAUAAUCACCUCAGAAGAAUAUCAGAUGAGGUCUAAUUAAGAUACACACACACAGACUAAAUCUACAUGUAUUUUUAUGUGUGAAUACAAUUUUCUAUAAUUCAUGAAGAGAAAUAUUUUCCCCUGCAUGCAUGGUUAUGUGACGGGACAGCUAAAAACUAGCGUGGAAACGUAUGCGAUCAACCGGAGGACUUCCAGAUCUAGGUCAUCUUCGAGGGACCUGGUAAUGAUGAUUAAGGACUUCUAUAACCAAGGCCAAUGAUCUAGAACAUGCUAUAUUCAUGGACCCGAUAUGCGUGAGCCAACUAUUUGUUUUACUAAAGACUAUGUCAGAAGCCAUCACAAUUAGGCCAAUCACUCAGGACUAUACAUCAUUGGAAAAAUAUGAAGCAGAAUACUAGUACAAUAAAGUUUUCAUGUUCACACCCUGCCAGCUUAAUAUUUUGCUUUUUAAGUACAGUAAAACUCAAAACCGCAAGCCUCGAAAAAGGGUUUUAUAUUGUCCUUAUCGCCAGCCUAUAUGUCCUCAUCUAUGUGAGCAGAGUUUUCACAAGUUGGUAUAUGGAUAAGUUAAGAAUAAUUUCGUGUUAGACAGAAAAUAACAUCUAGUAUUUCAUGCUUUUAUUCAUUUUGGGCUACAAGAUAUGUAACAGUUUUUGCUGAAAGUAACAGCUGUAGGCUGUAGCCAAAUAAGAGGUAAAUCAACAAUAUACAACCAUGCAUGUUGUAAAGUGAAACUGAAGGAUUUUGUGCAUACUUUUAGUGAAUUUUGUGACAAUUUUCAGUAAAAAAGAGUUAAGUUUUCAAAAUUUCUUGGGGCAACUGCCCCGCUGCGAACGGCCAUGAACGAACCCAUUUUCGAUGAUUACGAAUUGUUCCUAAAGCAAAAACUCGGGUGGUAAUCCAGGCCGAAAACAAAAUAAUUUGAAUGGGUAAACAGGUUGAAUCGGACAAGAAAAACACUGAAUAUUUCAUCAAAACUCGGACGAUGAAUAACAGUUAUGACAUUUUGCAGUUAUGCAUAAUUUCGGUGAUACCGUUCUAAAGUUAAUGGAUAUGCAAUUAGAAAACUGAUGAUGUCGUAUCACCACUUAUAUAUUAUUUUGUUUUUUACAAUAUGAAAUUAUGUUUAUUAAAAAAAUGUCCUCGAAGAAUGCAAACUUUGAUUAACCACUGAUUUAAUGUGUGAGGUGAUUGCUGCAACUUAUUUUGUUACUUACACAAACGUAUACGAAAAUAUGAAAUAAUUAUAUCAUGUAGUGACAGAAAACAGGGAAGUGGGGACAUGACAUCAUCCCACUGUUUUGCAUAUUCAUGACGGUGUGCAUAAACAUGUGACUGUUAAAAUAUUUAUGAAUUUCAAACUUCUAUAACCUCAUUCUUUGUUACCAGAUUUAGAUGAAAAUUUCAGCGUUUUGCUCUUGUUAAUUUCACUAUUUAUUUAGAUGUACUUCUUUCCAGCCUGAAAUACCCCAUUGGAGAACAGUUGUAUUUUGUAAUUGUCACUGAAAUUGGCUAUCUUGUUCUGCUAUAAUCUUCAAAGGGCUCUCGAAGGUGAAAUUAGACUUGGAUGCACGUUAUUAGGAGUGAAGGUAUCUAUUGCAAAUAAUUCUUGAUUUUCAUGUAUUUCAUUUCUGAUUUUAUGUGGAAAAUAAUAUAUUGACUGAUGGUAUACACGUUAUUACAUGUAUGGACGUCCAUGAAUUCAAAACUGUUAUUUCAUCGAUCUAUUUUCAAUAAAUCAAUUACUACUCCAAA
Messenger RNA from Lytechinus pictus (painted urchin), 3751 nucleotides. RefSeq lists its product as uncharacterized. The record is from RefSeq and is a predicted model, not a curated record. The transcript has 3 exons. NCBI's taxonomy places the organism in Eukaryota, Metazoa, Echinodermata, Echinoidea, Temnopleuroida, Toxopneustidae. The coding region runs from base 869 to 2029 and encodes 386 amino acids.